Messenger RNA from Pygocentrus nattereri (red-bellied piranha), 1289 nucleotides. RefSeq lists its product as uncharacterized. The coding region runs from base 1 to 1038 and encodes 345 amino acids. Gene Ontology annotation, molecular function: oxidoreductase activity. The transcript has 4 exons. Lineage: Eukaryota; Metazoa; Chordata; Actinopteri; Characiformes; Serrasalmidae. The record is from RefSeq and is a predicted model, not a curated record.
AUGUGGUCAGCACUAGUUAGCCUGGUUAUCUUGCUCAUCUGCGUCUAUUUGUAUCUUGGUGUUCAUAUUGUCGUAUAUUCAGCUUUCACUGUGGGCCUCUUGCUGAUGGCCCAGGUGCUGAGACAGAGGGGAAGAGGCAUGUCUGAGGGAUUUGAGAGGGCAGUGUUAAUAACAGGCUGUGACAGUGGAUUUGGCUAUCAACUUGCCAAGACACUGGACAGCAUGGGAUUCACGGUGUUUGCUGGGUGUUUAUGCUCUGAUGGUCAUGGAGCUCAAACACUGGCCAAAGAGGGAUCUCAGCGUUUAAGGGUGCUGCAGUUGGAUGUAACCAGAGAUGAAGAUGUGAGGCUGGCUAAGACCCUUGUGGAAGCAAACCUACCAGAGAAAGGCCUUUGGGCUGUUGUAAACAAUGCCGGCAUCAGUGACUGGGGAGAGACUGAAUGGAAUUCCAUUGAAGACUACCAGAAAAUGGCAGACAUCAAUUUGUUUGGCUCCAUCCGUACUUCAAUUGCAUUUCUGCCUUUUGUUCGAGCAUCCAAAGGCCGUAUGGUAUUUGUGUCAAGCAUCUUUGCCUUCUUUAACUGUAUGAACAUGGGAGCAUACAGUAUGUCCAAAAGAGGGCUGGAGGCAUUUGCUGACUGCCUGAGGGUUGAGCUGUCCAGUUUUGACGUAAAGGUCAGCAUUAUUCAGCCAGGAAACUUUGGACCAGCUACGAACAUCAGAACUAAGAAAACAACCCAAGAAAUAUGGGAUAAAUUGGAUGAGGAACAUAAGCUGAUUUUCAACAGAAGUUACAUUGAGAUUGCAAAUUCAUACUUCCAGUCAUCAUGCAAUGCAGGGUUUAAAGAUUGCCGCAUGGUCAUUGAUGCUAUGGUGCAUGCUCUUACUGCCCCCAAUCCAAAAGCACGUUACCUACUUGUCUCUUUGGUGGAGAGGAUGUUUUUUUCUGUAUUUUCUCUUUUGCCCACGGUUAUCACAGAUGCAGUCUUUACAAUUUCCCCGAUUUACCACAAGCGCAAAGCGAUGCUUUAUUUGUGAAAUUUGAUUUCUGAUUUAUAUCUGAUGUGACUUGAUGGUUUAUGAAUUCAGAAUCAGAUUCUGAUGUCAACUUCUGUAGUCAUGAUUUGUAAGUUGGUGUCACUCACAUGGCUUCUCAUGACCUAACGUGUCGCCACAGCCAUCACAUGUUGUAACCAUGUUACAAGUCCAUAGUUUUCAUGAGUAGAUAGUGUGGGGGUGUGGGUUUUUUUUCAAGUUUUACUGGACACUUUCCUGAGUACAGUAUAAGA